Messenger RNA from Lathyrus oleraceus (garden pea), 2206 nucleotides. RefSeq lists its product as uncharacterized. The transcript is spliced from 3 exons. Lineage: Eukaryota; Viridiplantae; Streptophyta; Magnoliopsida; Fabales; Fabaceae. The coding region runs from base 1315 to 1734 and encodes 139 amino acids. The record is from RefSeq and is a predicted model, not a curated record.
GUUUUGAAGUCAGACCAUGACAACAUCUUCCUCUACACCGAAUUCUACUUCGGUUGCUUCAUGUGAUCAAACCUUAAAACCAAGCGGUGUUAAUAUUAACAUAGCAUGACAAUAUAAUCAUGGGAAGAAUAUAAAUAACAAAAAGAACGUGACAUGUGAUUUUUCUAAUCUGAUUAGUAGUGGGGGAAUUAGUAGAGCAAAAAAGUAUCAAUUAGGAAUAAAAGAUGAUGCAGUUGCUUGCUUGAAAAUACCGACGAAAGUUAAAGCAAUAUUACAUGUCGAUAUGGUUGAGAAAGAGAGAAUUAAAAGAGGAAUAAAAGAGGUGUUGGUUUAGUUAGAUACAAAUGAUACAAAUGAAAUUGAGGAAAUAAGUCGAAUUUGAAGCGGAAAGAGGAUUGCUGAGACAUCUUCGAUGGUUGUCAAGAGGGCUAAAGGACCAUUGGAUUUAGUAUUUAAGAAGACUAAGGACACAAGCCUCAAUGAUGCUUGUGAUAAAUAAGCGAGGGCAAGAACCGUAAAAUAUAUUGAUCGCUUUGUUUAUACAUGUGGAGUUGUUUUUAACGUAGCAAAUGAAAAAGCCUUUAAGUUGAUGUUGGAAGCUAUGGUCCUCAUUUGAAACCGCCAAGUUUUCAUGAACUUAGAGUUCCACUCCUUCAAAAGGAGUUGGAAUAUACAAAAGGUUUGUUGAAGAAUCACAAGGUUCAAAAGAAUAAAUAUGGAUGUUCAAUCAUGUCAGAUGGUUGGACGAAUAGAAAAGGUAGAAAAUUGAUUAAUUUCUUGGCAAAUUGUCUGGCAGGAACCGAGUUUGUGAAAAGUGUCGAUGCUUCUGACUAUGCCAAGAUGUGGGAUAUGCUAGCUGAGUUGUUGGAUACUUCUGUUGAGGAAAUGGGUGAACAAAAUGUUGUUCAAUUGAUUAUCGACAAUGAAAGUAAUUAUGUAGCGGCAGGUAAAAUAUUAACUUCCAAAAGGCUAAACAUGUUUGGACUCCAUGUGCAGCCCACUGUAUAGACUUUAUGUUAGAAGACAUAGGAAAAAUUCCAAAGGUUGAUAAGGUUAUAAAAAUGGAGUUAAGGUUGUGGGCUACAUUUAUAACCACACAUUUGAUUUGAAUCUAAUGAGAAAGAUGAUCGACAAUGUUGAAUUGGUUAAAAAUGGAGUGACAAGGUUUGCUACAUCUUUCCUUACUCUACAAAGGUUGCUUAGAGAGAUGUUAACUUGUGAUGAAUGAGUAAGUUCCAAGUGUGCUAAGGAUACUAAGGGAAAAAGGGCAACUAGUAUUAUACUUAUGGCAUCAUUUUGGAAAGAAAACCCACAAUGGGUUACAUAUAUGGCGCAAUGGGGGUAGCCAAAGAAUCAAUUGAAAAAGAUUUUAAUUCAAAUUCAAGCAAGUACAAAGCCAUAUUUUACAUCAUUGAUAAAAGAUGGGAGUGUCAACUUCAUCAUCUGUUACAUUUUGUAGGUUACUAUCUCAAUCCUAAAUAUUAUUAUGAGAAAUCGAAAAUUGAGAAUGAUCCUAAAUCAGUGAGAGGCCUCCGUAAAUGCAUUGAGACACUUAGUGAAAGCGAUGAAGUGGAAGACAAGAUUUUAGUACAAUUGGCACAAUACAAGGGUGCUACAGGUCUCUUUGGUAUAAGAACAACAAUUAGACAAAGGUUGACAUCAACUCCAGCUGAAUGGUGGAAGUCUUACGGAGCUGAAACUCCUGAUUUGCAAUUGUUGGCUGUAAAGUUUUGAGUUUUGGUUGUAGUGCUUCCGGAUGUGAGCGUAACUAGAGCAUCUUUGAGCAUAUUCAUUCUAAGAAGCGAAAUAAGUUGGAGCAUCAAAGGUUGCAAGACUUGGUUUUCAUUAAGUAUAACCAAGCAUUGAUUGAAAGAUCUAAAAUUCGGGACAAGAUUGAUCCUAUGGAAUUUGGUGAAAUUAAUUAUCACACUCAAUGGUUGGUGGAAGAGAUGGGAGAGAUGUGAGAAGAUGAUGAACCUUUACAAGAAGACUUGGUUCAUGAAGAUGAUGAUUUAACUUGGGCUCAAGCUACCGAAGCAAGUGGGAUUAAUGAGCCUGUAAUUUACAUUAGGAGGUCAAGGCUACUUGAAGUUGCAAGUACAUCUAGAGCACAACAAGUGGUGGUAGAAGAUGUUGAAGAAGAUGAUGAAGAUGAAGUAUUGGAGGAAUAUUUUGAUGAUAUAUGAAGAAUACAUUUUGAUGAUGA